AUGAAAUGCGUUUUUAUUCUCCAUCUGAUCCCCACCUUUAUCGUUUAUUCUACACAUGCCACCGAUUAUAUAAUCUCGAAGCAAGAUUUGAAGCAGUUAGAUGAGUGGGAACUCAAAGUUUUGCGAGAUUUUGUAAGAGGAAGAGGUCGUCCGAUUGUAGAAAGAAUUCCAUUGGACUUAGAAGAUGGUCCCGAUUUUGAUAUGCCUGGGACAGGGUCCGGAUUAAUAAAUCUUAAUGAUCCGUCGAUUGUCAGCCAGGGAGGAUUGAUUUCAUCACCAGACAAAAAGAAGGCUGAACCGUUUUUGAUGUCUUUAACACCUCCUCAACCGAUAACCCAGAUUAUUACUCCUGCAUCCAAGAAGAAACCGAAGCCUUCAUCCAAACCACCACAGGUCCAAAUAACAGAUGAUAAACCUUCUGUGGAGGAUUACGAGCAACUUGCGAGUAUGAUUCAAAUGUUCAUCGACCGACGAUCUCAUAAACAAAAUGGUGUGAAAACUCAGAAAUCAUCUAAAACCCAUUCAAAAGCUAGGAAGAAAUCGGGAGAAGUUAUGCAGAAACACCGGGCACCUGUAUCUACCCAAAGUGCACUGCCUGAUCAAAUUAUAACAGCAUCCAAGGAAAAUCAAGAUGUGACGUUUGACACGGACUCUAAUAACUCAAACAAAUGGAAACCGAUGCAGAGAUUCACUAGCGAAGAAAAAACUGCACCCAAGAAAUCAAAAACAAACAUCAAUUUGCCGCCAAAAUCUCGAGAGGUAUAUGAGACACGGAUGAAAGAAUUGAGCACUGAACUUACGAAAAUACUCAAACAACUGGAGACAUCGAAAAGCGAUCAACAACCUCAGAUUUUUGUGUUACGAAACGGUUCGGCAGAACAAACCGUUGAUGGACAGUAUACAUUUAUUGCAACGAUCACAUUGGUCAAAGAUGGAGUUAAAAGUAUUCUUGUGGAUACUGGACUGGGAACUAAUAUCAAUGCGAGAACUGAACUAAUUCAAUCGUUAGAAUCCCAUGGAUUAAGCCCUGCAUCUGUUGAUAUUGUGGUAAGCACACAUGGUCAUCCAGAUCAUGUUGGAGGUGUUCAUGAUUUUCCCGAUGCUGUUCAUUACCAUGGAUGGUACUCUCAUCAGAGAACAAAGUUCAAUUUAACUGCGUUGUUUGAGAAUGAUACAAUGAGUUUAUCUGAAAAUGUGAUGCUAGUCAAGUGUCGUGGACAUACAUCAGAUGAUAUUGGAGUUGUUGUUCGAGAUGUGAAAGGGCGUGGUGACGUACUUGUAUCAGGAGAUUUAUUUAUGCGAGAGGAAGAUAUCGACCACCCAAUGAUGUGGCAACCAUUAUCAGCGGAUGUUAUUGCGCAAAGAGACUCGAGAAGGCGCUACGGCUGCAUAGUGGAUUGGAUUGUUCCGGGCCAUGGCACCAUUUUUCAUGUCACAGAAAAUAUUAAAAAGGCUUUGAAGUGCUGA
Molecule: messenger RNA, 1467 nt
Organism: Caenorhabditis remanei
Lineage: Eukaryota; Metazoa; Nematoda; Chromadorea; Rhabditida; Rhabditidae
Exons: 10
Coding region: 1-1467 (488 amino acids)
Source: RefSeq, a predicted model, not a curated record